Bactrocera oleae (olive fruit fly) is the source of this 3276-nucleotide messenger RNA. It is a transcript of the gene alpha4GT1, whose product is annotated as alpha1,4-galactosyltransferase 1. Lineage: Eukaryota; Metazoa; Arthropoda; Insecta; Diptera; Tephritidae. Gene Ontology annotation, molecular function: alpha-1,4-N-acetylgalactosaminyltransferase activity. Gene Ontology annotation, biological process: glycosphingolipid biosynthetic process. The record is from RefSeq and is a predicted model, not a curated record.
UGCACUUCACGCAGUUACCUGCACAGUGAUUACAAUUUGCAAAAACUUAUCUAAGUGCCGAUUUGGCAGGGGCAGGUAUGUUAUCACUGCAUAAAAUUAUAUGCUUUUACCAUAUAAAAAAUAGUUAUAAGAUUAUAACAUACAAAAGAAGUUAUUUCGAAAAUAAGAGAAAUAAAUAAGUUUCUUUCUUUGGAUUUUCUUUACAUAAUGUACAUCAAGUAAUAUUAACUUUCGUUGUCUCAUUCAAUUUUUAUAAUAUUGCAGUUUGGUAAUAAUUGUUACUAUUAUUUUAAAGUUUGUGUACUUAUUCGAGACAAUUCAAAUGAUAAAGAUGAAGUAAAAAAUAUUUGUAAAUUUAUAUUGCUUUACAAGUAUGAAAAACUGACACCCUGGUAAUUUCAAGGUUGUCAAAAGUACAAUAAAAUAAAUAUUACAGCGAUAAGAAAACUGCUAUAUUUUGUGUUAAGUGAUUGUGUUUAAAUGUGGGUGAGGCCGUGAUAUUAUCCAUAUUUAACGAAGAUGUGGGCCUCCUGAAAGAGCCUAGUUCCUAAUACGGGUUGGUGGAAUUUGAGCCACUAAAUAUCACUUGAAUAAAAUAUGACAGAGGAAUUACGCAUUCUCUACUAUCUUUGAAUCUCAAAACUUAACUGCAUUUCUGAAGUAAAAUGAAACAAAUUAUGUCCAAACCCAGAUUGAAAUGGAUACUCCUCCUCCUGCUAUCGAUAUUUGUAAUAAGCUGGUGUCUACUUUAUGGUCCAGACAUGAAUCAAACCGACAUACGCUACUGUUUUAUGAAUAGCUUCAGUGCAUCUCCAAUAGUUUCAUCUACACAACAAAAAUAUGCACAAAAUAAGUUUAGUGUUGGUCCGCAUCUCCUGGACGAUAUAAUGCUUUCAGAACCGAAACCAAAUGCAAGUGGGCGUAGUAUUAUCUUUCACGAAACCAGUUGUCCGAAUGAGAAACUACGUAGUAGGAUGCAAUACUUAGGCAGCGCACCAAUUAAUAUGAUGGAUCUUACAGCUCGGGAAGCAUGUGCCAUUGAAUCGGCUGCAUUACACAAUCCUGGUUUUAGUGUUUUUGUACUCUUUGCCAGUCCUGCUUACCGUGAUUACAAUAAUACUCCGCCAGUGAUAGAAGCGAUACUCAGCUACCCAAAUGUACAUUUACGAAACCUAAAUAUUUGGAGUUAUGCAGCUGGAACACCGAUGUACCAGUGGUUAAAAGAUGGCAAACUUUUUCGAUCCAGUUAUGUGCUAUCACACCUUUCCGAUUUCUUACGCUAUUUGACAUUAUGGCGAUGGGGUGGCACUUACCUUGACAUGGAUGUCGUAGUGCUGCGUAGUUUAGAAAAAUUGCCACCAAAUUAUACAGGAGCGGAGUCAACUACGUACCUUGCAGCUGGUGUAAUGAAUUUCGCUCCUGAUGGGUUUGGCCAUGAAAUCGCUGAAAAAUGCUUACGAGAUUUCCUGUUAAAUUUCGAUGGGAGCGAUUGGGGUAACAACGGGCCAGGUGUCAUAACGCGAGUCAUGAAUGAUGUCUGUAAGACAGCCAACAUUGAGUUAAUGAUGGAUGCUAAACGGUGUAUGGGAUUUCACAUAAUGCCAAGGGAAGCGUUUUAUGCGAUACCUUGGAAGAAGUGGGAAUAUUUUUUUGAAGCACAGUACCUGACUGAAACCCUGGAUUUGCUUCGGGAUUCGUACAUAGCACAUGUAUGGAACAAACACUCCAAGCAAAGGCACGUGAAAGUGGGUGCAAACGUAGCUUACGGUAUUCUGGCCGAAAAGCAUUGCCCGAAAGUUUAUGCAGCAGCAGGCGAGUAUUUUUAAAACACAAACAAGAAACAAAACGAAAAGUUAAUGUUGAAGAAGGUUAAGGUAAAAAGGAAAAGUAUUUUUUUAGCAUUUCGUUGAAACGAAAGUAAGAAAUAGUUUUUAGUUUCUGUCUAUGUAUGUAUAUGUGAAAGUUUAAUGCGGACGCAAAUCUGAAUGGCCAAUUCACAUAGAAAUUUUGCUUCUUAUGAGUGCGUGCACAUAAAAAGUUAGUGACUCGAAACCAAGCAAAAUGUCAGAACUCUCAUAUGUUAUGGCUUACCUUUUGUUUUCCGCGCUUCGUUGUUUCAGUAUGAACAGUUACGAAAAGCGAGGAAAGUUGUAUGUGAAGGGGCCUUAAGAGUUGCUUAAAACUUCUUACUUCAUUCGAACCGAAAUUUAUAAUUGCGCCCGAAAAUUGUUUUGUUAAUUAUAUUAUAUUGUUUAAUGUUAUUUUGUAUGCAUAUGUAUGUUCUGACUAAGGCAAAUCAUUUGUAGAAUCUCUUGUGUAUUUUUUAUUAGAUUGCUAGCGCAAACGAAUAAUUUUUUUUAAAUAUUUUUUUUUAUAUUUUUAAUUUUUUUUUUAUAAUUUUUUUUUUAUAAUUUUUUAAAUAUUUUUUUAAAUAUUUUUUUUUUAUAAAUCUCACUCAGUUAAUACAGUUUUUCUAUUUAAUUAAAUGUGUGAGUCAUGCCUACAAAUUGCACUGUAUUUUAGUUGAAUAAUAACCCAUUCCUGUAUGUAUAUUCUCAUUAGCUUAAAUAUGUAUAUUCCACACACCAAGCAUAUUCACAUUUUGUAAAUAGAUAUACAUGAUAUGUAUUAUUUAACGAAUCUCAAUAACAAAAAGCAAAACUGUCUCUAAAUAGCAAGUAGUAGAAACCAAAGUUUGUACAUAAAUAUAAAAGUUCAAAUAUGGAUCAAUUUAUAGUAGAAAUUGUGUAUGUAUGUAUUUUAGUGUACUAUAGAUGAUACUAUUGAAGUCUAAAUGAUCAGUGAGUGCUUAUAUAAGCGAAAUUAGUUUUUUCUUACCAAUAUGACAUCUAUUGUUUUUUAUAGUUUUAGCAAAAAGCUUAAAAUAAGCUAACCUCGAACACAGUAAAAUAAUGCUCAUACUUGUAUGGUGAACAUAUGUAGAUAAAUAAUAUCCUACCAAUUCCUGCCACAAAAAAAAUUCGACAUUAUUUUUAUACACAUUGUUUUUAAAAGCUAUUGAAAUAUCAUUGCAGUAAUCCGAAUUGCAAUAGUGAAUAAUAAGACAAAUAUAAUAUUGGCAUACAUGUUGAAAUAGCUUAGCUUAUGUAUACAUGUAUAGCGUGCACUACACUGUGAACUUACAUAUAUAUGUCAAUUGGCGUGGAAACUAUUAAACAAAGUUAUACAAUGAAAUCGAAGGUGUAUUAGAUAGAAUUGUUAUGUAUAAGAUAUUAAGUGUUAUAUAAGAAAUAUAUGCACCCGAACACAUAUUAA